Molecule: messenger RNA, 1728 nt
Organism: Rhipicephalus sanguineus (brown dog tick)
Lineage: Eukaryota; Metazoa; Arthropoda; Arachnida; Ixodida; Ixodidae
Product: F-box only protein 47-like
Exons: 10
Coding region: 1-1368 (455 amino acids)
Source: RefSeq, a predicted model, not a curated record
AUGGACAACGACUUCGACGCAGCCGAGCGGCUCAGCGCCCGGAGGCGCGGCUCGGGUGGAAACCUGACAGUGCUCGACGACGCAAUCUUCCAGCGUGCUAGGGGCACUACAGCUGACCGCCAGCGGCUAUCACGCUUUGCCAGCUGCCGCCCCGAAGUUCUCCCUUCCACGUUUCCGGCACUGCGAUGGACGGUGUCGCGCGAACUGAGUCAAGAACCCGUCACUCGCUCUGCUGACGCAGUGAAGUCCCUUGGUGUCGUCGGCAUGUGCUCCAAGUUUAUGCGGGACCAAGUGCUUGGUUACCUGAGUUGCCCAACCGCUCUCGAAGUGCUCAGCUUCGAACACAUGGAACAGGUGGACGCCAUCAGGCACUGCAGAUCGCUCGGGGUGCUGAUGAAGAGGGUCACCUUCUUGUUUCCGAUAAUGGCACGACUGCGCACCAUGCUGCCGUUCAUCGAGAAGUUUGUGGGCCGGCCGAAGCUCAAUCUGAACGAGCCAGAGCAAGACUUGGACGCCACGUGUCGGCGGUGGCACCAGUACGGCGCCUUUGUGAUGAACGCCAUACUCGGCUGGAGGGACAGCGAUUGCGAUGUGGUCUACAGCGUCCUUGUAGGGCUGCUACGCACGCGCCUAUUCACCGCCAGGGUGCUCGGGGCAAGGUGCGGAUACCUGCUGCACGAGGAGUUCGUGCUCCGGAACUUUCUUCAGUGCCUGUUCCUGUCCGAGGUCGUACUCGAUCAACGCUGCGCCUGGCUGUCGAGGCUGCUGCAACGAUGGCCGACGGUGCUCCGCGCCAGGCUACUGUUCAUCAUCUACGGGCCCUGCCAUCACGGCGAGAUCCUGUGGGCGCUGCCAGCGCAUCCACACACGACGGCGUGGUCUCCGCUGCUGCGCGUCGCGCUGGCCGAGAUGGGAGCGGCGCUGGCUAGCCUUUAUUGGAGCUUGGGCGACACCAUCGACAUCAUCGAAGAGCUGUUCGUGAUGUGCCGAGAGUGGCUGCCACUGAACCGUGCCAUGUUGCUGACCUACUGCGGAGUGGACAUAUGCGUGACAGUCAUCGCUUCCAAAAUCAGGGAACGGCAUGAAGAUGAAGUGGCCGGCCUCCUAUACAACCUGAUCUUGGCGCAGAUCCACGGGCCCCGCUCGGCGGCCUUCAUCAUCGACGUGGUGAGGGAGCUCUGCGAUUUAGUGGGGCACGUGAGUUUUCUCCAAGAGAUACCUCAGUACCGUGUCCCGCUCCUGCGUGGUGCAUUGAGACAUUACUCAGACGGUGAGCCGCUGAACCAGGCGGGCUACGCGAGAGUCUGCCAUUCCCUGCUCUCGUUCAUCUCCUCGGUGCUUGAGAUCUGCAUGCACGAGACUGUGUGAUGAUCAGGGCCUAUUCAACCUGAACUGUGCAUGAAUGCGCUGUCGUUUGCUGCAUGCACACUCAAUGCCGAGACGGUGUCCUGUAUCCAGAAUUUGUGUGGGACGAAUGCUCUUAAAGAAGACCCGUAUUGCUAAGCCUGUAUGUUGUAGCCCAAUGUAUUUGCACGCAUGUUGUUUUGUUUAUGAGCAUGUGUACGAGACGAGACAUUUGCGAAUGGAGCAAAGGCGCACCAACUUCAGUCCGCAACUUCUAGUCAUUGUUUGGGAGUUCUAGUCAUUAUUUGAGAGUGAAUGGAGAAAUCUCGAAUUUUUAGUUUGGGUUCAGUCUGUUUUUAUCUCGGAAACGCAAUUCUUUUUUUU